GAGCGCCCAGCCUCUUCAAGACUCUCAUCCCCCCUAACGCGAUGCCCGACAUCCAUGUUGGCACACAAAUAUUCGACCUCAUAUUCCAUCCCUCGAGCUCGGUCGUGUAUCUAGGCCUACUCACCGGCCACAUCAAGGCCUUCGGCUACGACGACGAAGGCGAGCACGACAGAAAAUUCUCUGUCCGACCAUCCAAGCGGUCCUGCCGGGCGUUAGCAAUUGCCGCAGAUGGUGGCAGGCUGUGGGCGGCCGGAAAGGCAAAGGCGGUGUUCUCAAUUGAUACGGGCACAGGCCAGAUAGUUGACACUUGGUCCAACGCUCACGACACAGCCAUCAAUCGGGUGAAGAGCCUCACGCCGAAUCUACUUGCUUCUGGAGAUGAUGACGGAGUCAUUAAGCUCUGGGAUCUACGAAAGUCAGACUCCAUACGAACAUACACACAUCACUUCGACUUCAUCUCAGAUUUUCUAUGGCUAGAAGACAGCAAGCAGCUCGUCUCCACCAGUGGUGACGGGACGCUGUCCGUCAUAGACGUGCGCUCAAAGAAAACUGAACCCAUCGCGCAGUCAGAGGACCAGGAGGACGAAUUGCUUUCGAUCGUGCCCAUAAAAGGCGGCCAGAAGUUUGCCGUUGGCACCCAACUCGGCAUACUCUCCAUCUUCAACCGCCGCAGCGGUUGGGGCGACUGCGUCGACCGCAUCCCAGGGCAUCCUCACUCCAUCGACACACUCGCGCCCCUCCCCGCCGCCUACGCCCCGUCGCAGACGACCUUCCUCACGGGCUCCUCCGACGGGCUCCUCCGCGCGGUGCAGCUCUUCCCUACGAAGCUCCUCGGCGUCGUCGCCGACCACGGCGAGUUCCCCAUCGAGCGUAUUGCUGUGGAUCGAGGUGGCGAAGGACGUUGGGUCGGGAGUGCGGGGCAUGAAGAGGUGCUGAAACUCACAGACUUGCAGGAGGUCUUCGCGGAUGAUGAAGAGGAAGACGUGAGCGAGGGUGAAGAGAAGGAGAAGGUUAGCCAGAAGGACAGCGAGGAAGGCGACAGCGACGCUGAGGUGGAAAGCAGCGAAGAGGAGAUUGUACCAGGACUGCCGCCGGCUUCUCCGAGGAAGGAGCCUGCACCAGAAGCGGAGGCCGAGCCGGCUGCUGAUGCCCUCGCAGCGGGUGCCGACUCGAGCGACGACGAAGGUAUCGUAGAGAAAAAACGCAAACGCAAAAAGGAGAAUGAUCCCUUGAAGGCCGAAAAGCGGUCUAAAGGCCGGAACACGGUAGUCGCUGAGCCGUCUUUCUUUGCUGACUUGUAGUAUCUUGGCGUCCCCAUCACUUGCCGACUUUCCGUGCU
Molecule: messenger RNA, 1339 nt
Organism: Rhodofomes roseus
Lineage: Eukaryota; Fungi; Basidiomycota; Agaricomycetes; Polyporales; Fomitopsidaceae
Product: WD40 repeat-like protein
Exons: 6
Coding region: 42-1301 (419 amino acids)
Molecular function (GO): protein binding
Source: RefSeq, a predicted model, not a curated record